Molecule: messenger RNA, 1170 nt
Organism: Penicillium egyptiacum
Lineage: Eukaryota; Fungi; Ascomycota; Eurotiomycetes; Eurotiales; Aspergillaceae
Source: the annotation of a GenBank genome assembly
AUGGACGGCGACGAAGACGCGCUGCAAGGGGAGUUCCCCAGCGAUUUCCAAUUCACGCACGCGGAAGACGGCACCGGGAAUCCGAUCAAAAAGCGCGAAACCCUCGCGCGCGAUGACCCCAAUCUGACGGACUGGGUCUUUGAGCACGAAGAGUCGCAUCAUCUAGUGUACUGCCGUAAGGGCCGGGAAGACAAAUGCCAGCGGAUCUUCCAAGGCGGCGCCUAUGAUACAAUCAUUGGGCUACCAGCUCAUAUUGGAACCGGUCCGUACGCACGAAUUGUCUCCAUGGAGCCAGUGAAUCCGUCGAGUCUCUCAGACUUCCACAAGAGAAAGCGGUCCCUGAACGGUCACGACUCAAGCGUGUACAACUUGACCAUCGAUUACCGGUUUGAGCUCAUCAAGCGUGCUGACUCUACGGUCAACCUGCGCAUCGACUAUACGAACCUCGUUCCGUACUGGGAUGAGAUGACCGGGGAUGAGUCGGAGGCCGGCUUGAAGAGCAAACGAGAGCUCCGCCGGGAGAAGCGCUGGUGGGGGACCUACUCCGAGUGGCUGAAGAAGCUGACCACCGUACGCACGUCAGACGAAGGCAAGUUGCCGCUGUCCAUUCACAAGAAGAUGCUCCUCUAUAGCCGACGGGCGCAAUGCGCACGGAAGGGCAUGACGCCCAAGGCCGGGCUCGACGUGACGCUGGAUGCCAAGUUUGGUAUGAACGCCCGGUGGUCAUACUAUGCACAAGGCACGAUUGUUCCCCUGAAUAUCGACACAGUCUACACCUAUUUCGAGCUGCAUCCCGAGGUACAAGCUAUACUAGAGAUCGACGGCAGCGCCGAUAUGAUAUACCGCAGCCCUCGAAUCAGGAUCAUCGACACUCUCUCCUACCCCGGAUUGGCCAUCAAGGGCAUCGCAGCGGUGGGGCCAACGCUUGAUCUGUACGGACAGAUGGAGGCUGGCGCCACGAUCGCUGGGAAACUCAAAGCGGGAGCCAGAAUGGCCUUCCCCAAGUACGAAAUGUACUUCCCGCAGAUAGAUGAGGCCGACGAUUAUCAGAAAUUCCCCACGCCCGACGACAAGGACACGAAACGGGUGUCUGGUACCGACAUGACGCCCAUUCUGGACGCCAGUGUCGAGGCGAGCGUUCAUAUCGACUCAUGGUCACUCCAGAGGUGA